Microtus ochrogaster (prairie vole) is the source of this 2846-nucleotide messenger RNA. RefSeq names its product SET and MYND domain containing 2 (gene Smyd2). Gene Ontology annotation, cellular component: nucleus. Lineage: Eukaryota; Metazoa; Chordata; Mammalia; Rodentia; Cricetidae. The record is from RefSeq and is a predicted model, not a curated record. Gene Ontology annotation, molecular function: protein binding; histone methyltransferase activity; protein-lysine N-methyltransferase activity.
GCGCGUGCCCCGCAGCGCGCAGCCGCAGCGCCACCAGCAUGCGCGCCGAGGCCCGCGGCGGCCUGGAGCGCUUCUGCAGCGCGGGCAAGGGCCGGGGACUCCGCGCACUGCGACCCUUCCACGUGGGCGACCUCCUCUUCUCCUGCCCGGCCUACGCCUGCGUGCUCACCGUGGGCGAGCGGGGCCACCACUGUGAGUGCUGCUUCGCCAGGAAAGAAGGACUGUCGAAAUGCGGACGAUGCAAGCAGGCGUUUUACUGCGAUGCAGAAUGUCAGAAGGAAGACUGGCCUCUGCACAAGCUGGAGUGCUCAUCCAUGGUUGUUUUCGGGGAGAGCUGGAAUCCUUCGGAGACGGUGCGGCUCACAGCCCGGAUCCUGGCCAAACAGAAAAUCCACCCGGAGAGGACACCUUCAGAGAAACUGUUGGCCGUGAAGGAGUUUGAAUCCCAUCUGGACAAGCUGGACAAUGAGAAGAAGGACCUGAUCCAGAGUGACAUCGCGGCUCUCCAUCAGUUCUACUCCAGACACCUGGAGUUCCCCGACCACAGCAGCCUCGUGGUUCUCUUCGCCCAGGUGAACUGUAAUGGCUUCACCAUUGAAGAUGAAGAGCUCUCUCAUUUGGGAUCGGCGAUAUUCCCUGAUGUCGCGUUGAUGAACCACAGCUGCUGCCCUAAUGUUAUUGUGACCUACAAAGGGACCGUGGCAGAAGUCAGAGCCGUACAGGAGAUCCACCCAGGAGAUGAGGUGUUCACCAGCUAUAUUGACCUGCUGUAUCCAACAGAAGACAGGAACGACCGGCUAAGAGACUCCUAUUUCUUCACCUGUGAGUGCCGGGAGUGUACCACCAAGGACAAGGACAAGGCCAAGGUGGAAAUCCGGAAGCUCAGCAGUCCACCACAGGCAGAAGCCGUCCGAGACAUGGUCAGAUACGCGCGCAACGUCAUUGAGGAAUUCCGAAGGGCCAAGCACUACAAAUCCCCUAGUGAGCUGCUGGAGAUCUGCGAGCUUAGCCAGGAGAAGAUGAGCUCCGUGUUUGAGGAUAGCAAUGUGUACAUGCUGCAUAUGAUGUACCAGGCCAUGGGCGUCUGCCUGUACAUGCAGGACUGGGAAGGAGCCCUGAGGUACGGACAGAAGAUCAUCAAGCCCUACAGUAAGCACUACCCUGUGUACUCCCUCAAUGUGGCCUCCAUGUGGCUAAAGCUGGGAAGACUGUACCUGGGCCUGGAGAACAAGGCUGCUGGGGAGAAGGCUCUGAAGAAGGCCAUUGCCAUCAUGGAAGUAGCUCACGGGAAGGACCAUCCAUACAUCUCCGAGAUCAAGCAGGAAAUCGAGAGCCACUGACUGCACCCCAGCUUUUCUUCAGGAACCUCAUAGGACUUGAAUAUUUGUAGCCUCACGGGUCACCCCAGCCUUCCGCAAAGCCUUGCCUGUGCCACUGUUUCAGGUUCACGUUCAGCUCUGACCUUAAAUCCAUCUCCAGUGCGUUCCUUUUUUUUUUUUUUUUUUUUUUUUAAGGUCAUAGCAUGACUUCAUGAACUACAGAUUUGGGGCAGACUGAGCUUUAAAAUCACAAUUAUUUUUCCUCCGUGCCUGUUGGAAUGUUCUGCAUAGAGUCGAAUGAGAAAAGAAUAAAAGAGCCAGGCCUUGAAAGUGUUUCUCACAUCUCUGAGGAUGCGCUCGUGUGCGUAUGUGCACAUGUGUGUACGCAUACAAGCAUGCAUGUGUGCUGGGGAGGCUUCUUCUCCUUCAGUCCUUGAGUCCAGUUCUUUGCCCGCGAGUGGGGUUGUCUUCUUUGGUCUGCAGUUCCUUUCACAUUAGACUCUGGAGGGAGAGGGGCAGGAGGGAAGGCGCUAGAAGCAGCCAGCCAGCCUAGGUGCCCUCCCUGGAAGGAGGACUUGGCCUCUUCCCGGCUUCUCUUUGGCACCUUCUGGAGAUUCUGAGCAAUGGAGGCUGCAUCUUCCUGCCAUUUCCUCUCUUGUUCCAUGGACUAGCCCCUGUGCAUUCCUCUCCUGUUCUGGAAAGACUCCAGAGUAAACUUGAGGAAGAAGAACUAAUUCCUUACCAACCCUUUGUUGUAAGCAAACACUGGUCUCUACCCCCACGCCAGCAGGUGUCCAGCUCCUCCCAGCCUGGCCACCAGGACCACAGCAGCCUGAGCCUGUUAGCAGUCCCUAAGCUGAGGGCAGGGAUGGUACUCACAGAAAAGUCUCUGCACCCCACAGAGUGCCAGUUCCCCACUGGAUGACAAGUAGAACUUAAUGGAGGUGCCCUCUGGCUGGCUGUCACAGUCCCCUUGGGGAAAUGGCUUGAGUGACUGGCCAGCACCAGUGUGUCCCCCUCCCGUCCAUCUACAUGUGGAGGGCUCUCAGUCACCACACAGUGGGAUUGAGCUGGUGGAAUACAGUAGUCUGCGGAGUCAUCCGGUGACCCUCUCCUGGAUGCAGAGCACGCUUACCCCUCCAGCGCAUGAGGCAGAGACAGUCCUCUUCUUCCCGUCGAGGCUCGGUGUUCUAAGAGUGCUCUUUUAGCGGAUAGCCGUGGCUGAGCCUCACGCGAGCUUGAAAGGUUUCAGUGUCUCAGGAAAUUAGAAAAGUGUGCUCCAGCCUGGAGGAGACACCGCUGGUCAGGUCUGUCCAUCUUCCCCAGAUACAGAAGCAAACCCAAGCUGCUUAGCUUAACAGUGGGCACCUUUUCCUGCACUUAGUAAUUAAUUGUUCCCAACCUUAAGAGUAUAAGAGUGCAGAUGUCCUGAUUGCCUCGGGACACUUGCUUUCAUGGGUAUGUGUUUUGCUCGCUCGCUCUCUCUCUCUGUGCCCCCCCCCCCCCCCCGCUCUCUCUCUCUCUCUC